Pseudogymnoascus verrucosus is the source of this 600-nucleotide messenger RNA. RefSeq lists its product as uncharacterized. The record is from RefSeq and is a predicted model, not a curated record. Lineage: Eukaryota; Fungi; Ascomycota; Leotiomycetes; Thelebolales; Thelebolaceae. The transcript is spliced from 2 exons. Bases 1 to 600 code for a protein of 199 amino acids.
AUGUUCAAGCCACCGAAAAACAUAAAAUGGACCGACUGGGCGCAGGAGUACGCUGCACUCCUCGGCUCCUUCGCCUCCUUCAUCGCCAUGGUGGCCCUCCUGGCUGCUUUCGACGGGAAGGUCGUCGCGACAUGGAACGGCGUGACACUCAACGCCGUCGUCUCCAUCCUCUCCCUGAUCAUGAAGGCGAGCCUCGCCUACGUCCUCGCCGAGUGUCUGGCACAGUGGAAAUGGGUUCUAUUUGCGCGCGAGGCGCGGCCGCUCAUCGAAUUCGACCGUAUUGAUGCUGCGACCCGCGGUCCGCUCGGAAGCUUGAGGGUCCUCGCGAGGACGAAAGGCCCGAUCUCGCUCUGGCUUGGAGCUGUCGUGACACUGCUCGCCAUAGGCAUUGAUCCCUUUACGCAGCAGUUGAUACAGUUCCGGUCUGGCCUCGUCAGCGAGCCCUCGCACGCUGCCCGCAUACUGACCCUAACAAUACGAUUGGCGGCCUCAUUCUUACGAACAGCGUCACCCAGAGGAACCUAUAUGAGAUGGUCGAGAUUAUUGUUGUCGUUACGAGCGAAUUCACGCUACGAGAUGGAGAUGACAGAAUCAUACUGA